AUAAUGUAUCCCGUACGAUAUGAUGUACAAGUCUUGCUUCAUAUGUUGCAAGUCACUAACUAGCUAGCUUCGGUUAUAUAUCAUCACUUAUUCUCUUAGCAUAAAAAUUCCGAUCAACCGUGAGCAUUUUUAGAAGAUGGUUUGAUGGAAAUAACACCCGGCGAUGUUAGAUUCAAAUACUGGGUUCAGCAGUGUGCCGAUUUAAUUUCUUCAGAUUGUUGUUGAUGUUUACAAGUGCUAACUGAAUCGAAUUGAAGUUAUGGGGUUCGAAGAGACGUUUACGGCUUAUUUGGUGGGGAAAGAUCUGAUCAACAAGAGCUUUCAUUUUGAGUACAAUAGGCUCAAAAAUGAUUUGAACUUUUGCAGGCAUCAUAGACAUAAUGAAGCUUCCGUUGAUUCUCAUAUUGAUGGUUUCAAUCAGACACAAUGCCACAGGUGUGAAUGGAUGUUCACCGAAUUAACAACAAAAGCCACCAAGAUGACUGAUUAUUUUGGUUUGAGAGUCGGGCAGCUUGUUCAUCUUCAUUUCUCUCCUGGUAUGCGAAGAUUCUUAGCAGGCCCGUUUCAAUAUUUCAAAGAUGAUCAUGAAGCAGCACUCCUACACAAAGGAUGGAUGCUAAUCCAGUUUGCUGUUAUGAAUGCUAUCGCACUGAGGAAGAUUCUUAAGAAAUAUGAUAAAGUUCACGAAGCUGAAAGCGUUAUCAACUUUAAAUCCAAACUACAAGCCAAGCACUUGGAUAUUAUGCAAUCGCCAUGGUUGAUUGAAUUAGUAGCUAUGUAUAUGAAUCUUAAAGGUUCAGACAGUUUGAUCUCAGAUGAGCUUUUUGGUCCACUCUCUUGUGAUAUCGACAUCUCAAAUCAAGGGUCUGUACUGACUUUAACUCUUCUAGCGUCGGAGAAAUUGGAAUGCAAUCUCACGUGUCCUAUUUGCUUGGACAUUGUUUUCCAACCAUAUGCUUUGAGCUGCGGACACAUUUUUUGCAAGUCUUGUGCAUGUUUAGCUGGGCAUGCAUUGAUCAUUGAAGGCUUAAAAUCCGCAAGCCCUGAGUCCAAAUGUCCAGUUUGCCGAGAGAGUGGUGUGUAUGACAAACCAGUUUGCAUGUCUGAACUAGGUUGGCUCUUAAAACGAAGGUAAUAUCGUUUAUUUUGAUAUUAAUUUACAAUAGA
Messenger RNA from Lactuca saligna, 1167 nucleotides. The record is from the annotation of a GenBank genome assembly. NCBI's taxonomy places the organism in Eukaryota, Viridiplantae, Streptophyta, Magnoliopsida, Asterales, Asteraceae.